AUGAUAGGUGGACUUUUACCUGGAGUUAAACAAAUUGCUAAUGUAGCUGCGUCACCUGGCAUUGUUCAUAAAUCUAUAUUACUUCCAGAUGUACACUCUGGUUAUGGAUUUGCUAUAGGAAAUAUAGCUGCAUUUGAUAUGGAUGAUCCUCAAUCUAUUGUUUCAAAUGGUGCUGUAGGAUUUGACAUUAAUUGUUUUGUACGAUAA
Messenger RNA from Macrosiphum euphorbiae (potato aphid), 207 nucleotides. The record is from the annotation of a GenBank genome assembly. Lineage: Eukaryota; Metazoa; Arthropoda; Insecta; Hemiptera; Aphididae.